GGAGGGUCUUUGUUACCCCCAGACCGACACUGAAUCAGUUCAGUACAGUUGGAGCCGGAGACAGACAGACGCUACAUCGGCAGAAACAGACGCGCAUCACGACAAGCGACUGGAAAACAAGACGCCGGCGGAUGUUUGCAAAGUAAUGAAUGCAUCCUGGCCGCAUUUACGACGCUGACGCGGUUAUAAUGUUUUUAUGAUGUCUCUUCCGCUACUGUAGCGGUUCUCCAUCUUCGCAGGAGCCACAUUACAGGCAAUCGCUGCUAAAGAAAUCUAUAACGGUCGCUGUUGUUGGUUGUACAAACGGAUAUGAUACUGUAAACGUUCGUGAUAUUUUUCUGAGGAUUGAGGAGAGAUUCUGCGCACUGCAGUAAGGCUACAUUCAGCAAUGCACGCGAUUGGACUGUGGAUGUGAUGGAUAUUGAGUGUUUGUCGGCAAAAGAGGUCACAUUUGGGUUUUCAUUAAGAACAAAGUUUGCUUGCACGAAAACAUCAAUUGAAUUUAUAGCGUUUUUGCAGUUGCUCAUCCACUGUGACUGAGUGGUUUAAAGCCACUAUCCUUUAACAGAUGAGAAGCAACCAGUUCCUACAACUUCAAUUGCCUGCACUAGCGGAAAAGAAUGGUGUUUAUGGCAGAAAUCUCAAAACAUAUCGAAAUCAUCCCAUAAAAAUAAUCACCCAGUCUGGAAUCGUAAUGAAAGUGUUGCGGAGAAAAAGAAUGGUACUGUUUAUAGCAUAUUUUCUGCUGUUAGUUCUUACCAUGUUGAACUUGGCUAACUACAGGUGGACUAAAGAACCUCAACGGUGUAACCUCCAGAUGAGAAGCACCCCAUAUCAGGGCAGGUCAGACAUUCGAUUCCUUUACAGACCAUCUCUUUCUAAGAAGAGACAGCUCGUCUAUGUUUUGACCACAUGGAGGUCUGGCUCAUCCUUUUUUGGAGAGCUAUUUAAUCAACACCCAGAGGUUUUCUUUCUGUAUGAACCGAUGUGGCACAUCUGGCAAAAGCUGUACCCAGGUGAUGCUGUGUCCUUACAGGGAGCAGGAAGAGACAUGCUAAGCUCGCUGUACCGCUGUGAUCUUUCAGUUUUUCAGCUGUACAACAGCCCUGGGGGCAAAAACUUCACCUCCCUUGAACUUUUUGGGGCCACGCUUAAUAAAGUCAUCUGCUCGUAUCCUCUUUGCUCCACUCAUAGAAAAGAAGUGGUUGGGAUGGUGGAUGACAAAGUGUGCAAAAAAUGUCCUCCACAAAGUCUCAGGCUCUUAGAGGAAGAAUGCCUUAAGUACAACACUAUAGUCAUAAAAGGGGUCCGGGUUCUGGACGUCAAUGUUUUGGCGCCCCUUAUGGAGGAUCCAUCUCUGGAUCUCAAGGUGAUUCACCUUGUGAGAGAUCCCAGAGCCGUGGCCAACUCCAGAAUCAAAUCGAGGCAUGGGCUGAUUCGUGAGAACUUGCAGGUGGUUCGAAGCAGGGAUCCCAAACUGCGUCGGAUACCCUUUGUGGAUCCUGGCCACAAAAUUAGCAAAAAGGAUGGAGCAGAUUACCAUUCGGUUGGGGCUAUGGAGGUGAUAUGUGAUCGGACAUACAGGAGCCUGAGGACUGCCUUAAAUCCACCCGGCUGGCUGAAAGGGAAAUACCUGGUGGUGCGCUAUGAGGAUCUGGUGGAAAACCCUGUCAAAAUGCUGCGGAAUGUUUAUCAAUUUGCUAAUCUCAGUGCCAACCUUGACAUCGAGUCUUUUGCUCUUAACAUGACGAAUGGCACAAGCUAUUCCUCAAAGCCAUUUAUUGUGUCUGCCAGGAACGCGACACAGGCGGCCAGUGCAUGGAGAACAGUGUUGAGUAUUCAACAGAUAAAACAAGUGGAGGAGUACUGCCAUCAUGCAAUGGCAAUCCUGGGUUAUGAACGUGUGAGAACAGCUGGAGAAGCAAAAGACUUGAGCAAGUCUUUAUUGACUGCUUCCAAACUGUGACAGAGUUCCCUCCCCAUUGAUAGCUUUCAAAUGUCCACUUGAAACAGAGCACCAGCUCAGUAACUUUUGAAGGAUUUCACAGUGAAGGAAUGUCAUAGCUCUUCGUGGUCAUUCAGUAGCACCCUUACUUUUCUAAAUGGACCUGAAGAUGUUUGAUACAGCAGCAUAUGUGAACCACAACUGGAAAACUUAUAUUGUGCAUACCAAAUGUUGCAUUUCCCCUUUUUUUCCCCAAAAUGGAUGCUUAAGGUUGUUUGGAAUGUUCUAGGUCUGUUUUUGAGUUUGCUGUAUGUAAAAUUGAGAAAUGAAAAUGGAAAAUGAGCAACAAAAAUACUGAUCAAAACUGUUAUGCGGAGUGCAGGUAAUGCUGAUUCUUUAGAAUCAAUUUAAAGACAAUCAUUGAAGUUCACAAUCUCCACACACUUUAUGAAUGCCAGUGUUGAGCAUGUAAAUAAAAACCUAAAGUAAUGCGUUGAAAUUUUUUUAAAGGCUUAAAUUACUGCUUAGUUCCUGCUGAAUUUGUCAAGAAAGCAUUUUAUUCCACUCAAGUCUGCUUUUAUUAUAAAUACAGGAACUUUAUAGCCACAAUUAUUGCAUUUAAGUAAAAAAAAAAAAAAAAAAAAACUGCUAAACUAGUUCAGAAAAGUGAAAGUAUUUCUGAGAAAAGAUCUAUAGCUGCAUUUGUUGGCUGAUUUGUCACUUGGUUUGAUAUUUUGAAAAUGUCAAGUAUGAAUAAUGCGUAACAGCAUUGCUAAGAAGGAAUAUUUUUUUUUUUUUGUUUUUUUUUUUUAGCUCAUGUGCAUGCUAUGGGACCUCUGCUUACAACCUCUGUGUCUUAUAUUUGUAAAAAAAAUAUAAUACAAUAUUGAUGUGAGAUAUGAAUGGGAGUGAGAGAAUACCAAAGCUAUCAAACAUUAAUUCAAACAGGGUUUCACUGGUUUAUUGUUGAUUGGUAAAUUGUUAUACCAUGACACUAGUUUACUGUUGAGUAAAUUGGUUAAUAAAGGGUUAACCUAGGAACUGUAGUUACUGAGAGUACAUCAACCCUAAUUGUUCAAUUGUGGUGUCAAUCUGCAAAAUUCUUUUCAAUGGUAAAUAUCUAAAGCAACAAGUAAACAAUUAACCAGAAUGAGACACUUGUCUUUCCAGUUUGACUGUGGAAUUAUGUGAAGUGUCAGAUUUUAAUGCAAAUUUUAAUCGUUUCAUGCAAAUUGUUCCUUUAGCACCCUUUAGUGCAUACUGGGAAGAAAGCAAAUAAGACUAAACCAUCGAUUUUUUCAGCCUAUUGUAAGAAAAGAAGAAAAAGAAGAAAAGAAGAAAAAUCCAGAUCAAAUGCUCAGUGAUUUUAUGUUUUAAACAACAACAAAAUCUAUAACAAUAAUGCUAAAUAUAUACAUUUAAAAAUCACUAAAUGCAAAAAGAAUAGCAAAGUUCACAUCUAUGAUGGAACAGAGGAGCAAUGUUGUUGAAAUCACUUUCAAAACAUUUUUUUCCCCCAGCAGUUGAUUGAUAAAAUUUUUGACAGCCAAUUAGAAUCCUUUCUGCUUAAGCAUUUAAAGCAGCAGAUGACAUCACUACUCUUGAGUUAUUGUGUUACAUGUAUCAUUACAGUUAUUGUUCUCAGUGUACACAGGCCUUUACUUGUGUUCCUGAAAGUUGCAAGUUGUUAUAAUCCCAGAAUAGUAAGUAAACCAAAAA
Messenger RNA from Cyprinus carpio (common carp), 3664 nucleotides. RefSeq names its product carbohydrate sulfotransferase 2-like. The record is from RefSeq and is a predicted model, not a curated record. Gene Ontology annotation, biological process: carbohydrate metabolic process; N-acetylglucosamine metabolic process; sulfur compound metabolic process. Gene Ontology annotation, molecular function: N-acetylglucosamine 6-O-sulfotransferase activity. Gene Ontology annotation, cellular component: Golgi membrane. NCBI's taxonomy places the organism in Eukaryota, Metazoa, Chordata, Actinopteri, Cypriniformes, Cyprinidae.